AUGGCUGCCGACACGAGAGAGCCGCAGCCCAACGAGCUACCCAAGGGAGUCGUCAUAGGAAAAGAUGGCAAGCCUUGUCGGUCAUGCACUUCGAAGAGGGAUUUUUCUACGUGGGCACAGAUGACUAAAUCCUCGCUCAAGUCCGGUGGUAAUGCUGCGACAGGCGCUGCUGUUGGUGCUGGAGCUGGCGCGGUGGCCGCUUCUACGUUUUCGUCGCCGGACGAUUGUCCACCGGACGUAGAGACGCUGGGCCGAUGCACGUGGACCUUACUGCAUUCAAUCGCCGCGACGUAUCCUAAGACGCCAAGCGCCGCCCAGCAGUCCGACCUCCGCACAUUCAUGGGAGUUUUCUCAAGACUGUAUCCGUGCUGGGUAUGCGCCGAGGAUUUCCAGCGGUACAUGGAGAAAGACCAAGUCAAAGUCGGCAGCCGCGACGAGUUUGGCAAUUGGCUGUGCGAAGCGCAUAAUGCUGUUAAUGUCAAGCUAGGCAAGGAGAAAUUUGACUGUUCUAAGUGGGAGGAAAGAUGGCGGACCGGUUGGAAAGACGGGCGUUGCGACUGA
This is a messenger RNA of Daldinia vernicosa, 561 nucleotides long. Its product is annotated as FAD-linked sulfhydryl oxidase ALR. Lineage: Eukaryota; Fungi; Ascomycota; Sordariomycetes; Xylariales; Hypoxylaceae. The transcript has 2 exons. The coding region runs from base 1 to 561 and encodes 186 amino acids. The record is from RefSeq and is a predicted model, not a curated record. Gene Ontology annotation, molecular function: flavin-dependent sulfhydryl oxidase activity; flavin adenine dinucleotide binding. Gene Ontology annotation, cellular component: mitochondrion.